AUUAUCUGGUGCUCGUCGAUACGGAAGAUAGGAAUAAGGAGUUGGGCAGGGGCUAGUAACAGGGCGUGUGAUCGAAGAUUCGUCGGAGGAUGUCAAGAAGGGCGUGUUUUUUCCUUUUUAGUCGAUUCAAACGCCCUUUUCUUCUCCACUUAGCGUCGAAAGUGCGAAGUAUUGGCCAGAGAGUCAUUUGUCUUCUCAUCCUGCUACCCGCAAGGAGUUCUUCCCGCGUAGGGUAGCUCUCGAUGCUACUUUCGACGCAAUUUUACGUAGUUCCCUCUCCCUUCCGCCCCCCCCCACCACCCCUUAUAUUCCCGAGGUCGCGUACUGAAGAAAUCUGGUUGCGCUAUUCCGACAUCUACUGUUUAUGCUGAUCGUGAUAAACUGUCUGCUUCGGGAAGCCGAGGGGUAAUCAGUGUGAUACAAUUGUAGCUUUGAGUCGUCUCAACUUCUAUCGCAAGGAGUCUGGUUGCGCUAUCCCGACAUCAACUAUCUGCUUGAGGAAGCCGAGGGGUAAUCAGUAGUCGUUCAGGGGACUACUUUCGUUCAGGGGUCUACUUUCGAGGCCCCUCUAAGAUCGGCAUUUUGGCUUCGGUGCAGCAGAGGCAUUCAUCUGAUCGUUGCGCUUACCAUUCGAGAGGAAGUAUCUGUCAUUUUGUUGGUGACCCGCCAUAACGCGUACGAGAGAAGCGCUUUAGUGACGUGGCAGAUCAGGCGCGUAGUCAGAACGGGCAAAACAGGCUCUAGAUAGAUCAGGCGCACGGCAGUGUGGUCAGCGGAGGAAUCAGCCUCCCAUCGGCAGCCAUGGCCGCACGCUACAGACCCCACGAAACGGCAGCGGAAAUGAAGGUUCUUCAGAAACCGCCGGCCGCACUCUCGGCAGCGUUGCUGUUGUCACUGGUGCUCCUUCUCGGCCAAUCUGUUCCUGCCACGUGUCAGCAAUGUAGAAUCGACCAAGGAAGUUGGGUGUAUCAUGGGGCUUACGAGCCUGCUUAUAACGGGUACACGUGCAAGAGCAUCCGGUCCUACUACAACUGCCAGCGCAACGGGAGGAAGGACACUGGGUACCUAAAGUACGCGUGGCGGAGCCCUGGCUGCGAUAUAAGAAGAUUCAAUCCCGCUAGACUGCUCCCCCUUAUGCGCCAUAAGGUGUUCAUGUUCGUCGGCGACUCAUUCGCCAACAACCUCGAGAUCUCCAUGCGCUGCCUGCUGGAGACGAGGGCUGCUACUAAGGACUUGAGGGGCAAGUUUGCGCGCACUGGGAUUCGAACCCGGGGCUUCACUAUCCCCCAGUUCAACAUCACCUUCCUCAGAACGGCCUCCAACUUCCUAGUCCGGUCCAGCCCUGUGGGCACUGCCUCCAGUGCAGCAGCGUGGAGGGUGCAUCUGGACAGGCCUGAUCCAGCCUGGGCUGCGCUGCUGCCAUACACCCACUACGUUAUCUUCAGUGCCGGGCACUGGUUUAUCAAUGCUCCUUCCGACCUUCGCCUCUACUACCGCAAGAAGAAGCAACUCCCCCCGUUCCCACGCCCCUACGCUCCCCUCUACGACGCACACUCAACCAUCCGAAAGUACUUAGUUAAGAGCCGGUACUCAGGGCUGCCGAUGGUGAUGACGUUCUCGGCUUAUCACUAUAACAACGCGUUCUCCAGCGGGGAUAGUGCCAAGAGCUGCCUGGAUAUGAGGGGCGAGGUGAUGAACCGGACGCGGAUGCUGUGGGCGGAGAGGAACACAGAGACACUGGCAGCAAGAGACGCUCAAGUGAAGGCCUUUAGGUCCUUCCCCCAAUUCAAGAUUGUAGACAUUGCGAGGUCCUCCCUCGCCCGACCCGAUGCCCAUCAAGGGCAGUAUACAGGCACUGAACGCCCUGACUGCUCGCACUGGUGUGUGCCAGGUGUACCUGAUUCAUGGUCCGAUAUCGUUUACUCCUAUAUGGUCGGUGUUCUCUAAGGGCGCAUUCCUACAGCCUCGCGUCAGACUAACCUCGCGUUAGAGGCGAGGUUCCCUGUAUUGGCUGCCUCGUGUCAGACCAUGCAGCACGCGCUUGCGAAUCGUUGUUUUUGAGAAAAAAGUACAUGCGACCAACAAGAAGAGAUUA
This is a messenger RNA of Closterium sp. NIES-67, 2095 nucleotides long. The record is from the annotation of a GenBank genome assembly. NCBI's taxonomy places the organism in Eukaryota, Viridiplantae, Streptophyta, Zygnematophyceae, Desmidiales, Closteriaceae.